UACCAUACUUUGAGAAAUUUCUAUAAUGCAGCAAACAAAUCUAUAUCCGGCAUCCACGCUCGAUAGUACAAGAAAAUUUCCUUCAAUAUCCCAGCCCAAAGCAAUCGGUUUCUUUAGCGUAGGUCCGGAUCGAGAGUAUAUACCCUCCGCAGAAAAUCUAAAAUAUUUGCGUUUGCCCAAAUCGGCACCGGGUAAACCGUUGCAGAUUGAUCUGAACGAGGGAUUCCAUAUUCGCAAACCAAAACCGGACCAUGAGAAUUACGAACGAAUGUAUGAUUUGCUGAGGUUCGUCGUUGGAAAUGAGCUGCAUCUACGUGAACGCAUCUCAGAAGCAGACCCCAACGAACGACUCAACUGUGAGUUUGUUUGUUUCCGGGGUCUGAUGCGGAUGGUGAUGUGUACACCUUACGAUUAGAAAACUGGUUGGAUAAUUUUAGCCAGUCGCUAUAAAAAGACUAUUUAUCUGUGUGCCAAAGAUACACCGGAAAAGAUUGCAGAGGAAGCGAACCAAACUGAGCAGCUGAAGCGGAUCUGUUACUAUGGACUCAAGUUUGAGCAGCAUAUUCUGGCUGAUGACCCUAACAGUCUACCAGACACAGAGUCUCCAGUGCUCGAGUCGGAGGAAUUCGGUGUCCUGUUUAGAAGAACACUGGAAGGAAAAAGAAUUCUGUAUUGUGCUGAAAUGGAUGGAAUCAUAUCCAACGAAUCCGUCGACAAAAAUAACCUUUGUGUGGACCAUCUUCAGCGACUAGAAUUCGUCGAAGUAAAGGUGAAACUAAUCGAGAAGAAUCAAAGGAAAGUGGACAACUUUUAUCGAUACAAAACCCGACAAUGGUGGUGCCAAAAUUUUCUUGUUAAUAUUCAACGAAUCUUCGUUGGUCUGAGGGAUGAUCGGGGUAUUGUCGAUGAGAUCAAAGAAAUGAGUUUGGAAGAGCUCCAUCGAUCUUCCCGAAAGUUCUGGUCGGCUUCAGUUUGCACCGCUUUCCUCUCACAAUUUCUGGACACAGUGCAAUUGAAAAUGCAGGGAAUUAACUGUCCUCAUACGGUUUACCGGUUUGAUUACGACCCUACAUGGAGUGCAAAUAUUUUCUUUUCUGUAGCGGAAGGAUUAAACAACGAUACAUUUCUUCCUAAUUGGUACUGUUCUAAGAUAUUGAAGUAAAGUUCCCCGAUUUAAACGAAGUACUGACGCUGGACUCUAAGGGCCCAGAUAAGCUGAAAUUCCGUUCCGAUUCCGUUCCGUUUUCACGUUGUGGAUCGCAGUGGAACUUAUGUUCAACCCUGUGCAUAUGUCUAAACCAGAGCAAAACAAAUCGAUCAUCUCUUUUUCUCCUAUCAAUUUUUCUUUCGUGUGUCAUCAUACGUUGCGUUACCAGUCAGAAAGAGAUAAACUUUGUUUACAUAUAGUAUUAAAAGCAGCAAACGAAAAUUUCAAUCACAUUUUAAAUCUUUCUGCAAUUAAAAAUAUAUAUUAGCAAAAGUUUUUCACUACAAUCGGAGCAUAAAAAAGUUCCGGAAGUGCUUGUGGAGUUUUGUUGUUGUUUUUCCGAAUAUUGAAGGCUCUUUUGUAUGGCAAUACAAAUUACGAAAUUACAACGAGUGAAACGUGUUAGCAUCUUUGAUACACAGCUGCUAUUUGGACCAGCGAUCAUGCAGUUUUGAAGGCUACACGUGGAAAUGGAUACCCUCGAUACGAGAUUUCAACGUGCCAUAAUGCGAUUUGGAGCUGGCUGAUAACUAUUCGACUAAAACUAUAUAAGGAAUAGACAAACGAAUGAAAUAUCA
This is a messenger RNA of Topomyia yanbarensis, 1785 nucleotides long. RefSeq names its product decapping nuclease DXO homolog. Lineage: Eukaryota; Metazoa; Arthropoda; Insecta; Diptera; Culicidae. Gene Ontology annotation, molecular function: mRNA 5'-diphosphatase activity. The record is from RefSeq and is a predicted model, not a curated record. Gene Ontology annotation, biological process: NAD-cap decapping; nuclear-transcribed mRNA catabolic process. The transcript is spliced from 3 exons. Gene Ontology annotation, cellular component: nucleus; cytosol.